Molecule: messenger RNA, 2994 nt
Organism: Hemicordylus capensis (graceful crag lizard)
Lineage: Eukaryota; Metazoa; Chordata; Lepidosauria; Squamata; Cordylidae
Gene: ASAH1
Product: N-acylsphingosine amidohydrolase 1
Exons: 14
Coding region: 490-1452 (320 amino acids)
Biological process (GO): fatty acid metabolic process
Cellular component (GO): lysosome
Molecular function (GO): N-acylsphingosine amidohydrolase activity; fatty acid amide hydrolase activity
Source: RefSeq, a predicted model, not a curated record
UGUGGGCCUUGGCAAUAUGGCUGCCUCCUUGGUGUGCUGCUGCUGAGGGGAGUUUGGUGCUCUGGCAACCCGGGACGUUUUCCCUCCGCUUCCCUCACCCCGCUAUCUGGGGAUCCUGUAAACGAAAAGGAGCCUCCAGCAGCCCAAGGUGGGUGACGCGAACGCGAUGUCCCGGACUGGGCUUCCGUCGCAGCAGCAGACCAAAGAGCAAGCACCCCCGCGAGGGUAAGACGUCCUCCCUCCCACCGGCCACCAGAAGCUCUUGAAACAAGCCCUGGAGGGAGAGCCUGCCCCAGUGCCUGAACCGGACUGCCCCCAACAAGGGGUGGACUUCUCUCGCGGUUUGCUGAAAAAUGUAAAAGUAAAGAGUAUCCUCCAUCAGGGCCAACAUACAAAGGAAUACCCCCAGAAUACAUCAUAAAUCUUGACUUGCCACCCAGUGAGAGAUGGGUCCAGAUAGCACGUGACAAAAAAGCAGAGCUGAAGGCCAUGAUUCAAACUAUUAGAGAGAUAGUAAUAGCAUUCCUCCCAUCUGGCAAACUUAUAGCAAGCCUGGAAUCUAAGCUGAUAUGGCUAGGUUCUACCCUUCCCCAUCCUUUCAAUGAAGAGAUCAAAGGCAUUGCUUCUGCUACUGGUUGUCCUUUAGGUGACAUUACUAUGUUCAAUGUCUUCUAUGAAAUCUUCACUGUGUGCACUUCAAUAGUAGCAGAAGACAAAGCAGGAAAGCUGUACCAUGCCAGGAAUCUUGAUUUUGGACUGUUUCUUGGGUGGGAUAUAAAAAAUAGUUCUUGGACUACAACACGGAAACUGAAGCCCUUAAUGGUGUCUCUGGAUUUUCAGAAGAAUAAUAAAACAGUGUUCAAAUCUGCAAAUUUUGCAGGCUACAUUGGAAUGAUAUCUGGAGUGAAACCAGGCAUUUUUACUCUGACCAUGAAUGAGCGGUUCAGUCUUGAUGGAGGUUACAUUGGAAUCUUUGAGUGGCUUCUUGGUCAGAGAGAUGGCUGGUGGAUGGGUUUCCUCACUAGAAGUGUGCUGGAAAAUAGUACAAGUUACGAAGAUGCAAAGGACAAACUGGCUUCCUCAAAACUACUGGCUCCAGCUUAUUUCAUAUUGGCAGGAAACAAAUCUGGAGAAGGCUGUAUUAUUACACGUUCCCGGACUGCUGUCUUAGACAUUUGGGACUUGGAUGUACCCAAAGGCAUUUGGUAUGUACUGGAAACAAAUUACGAUCGUUGGAAGGAGCCUCUUGUCUUGGAUAACCGGAGAACCCCUGCAAUGGUGUGCAUGAACGAAACAAAGCAAGAGAACAUCUCAUUGCCAACUAUAUACAAUGUUCUCUCCACAAUCCCUAUGCUCAAUAAGCUGACUGUGUCGACAACACUGAUGCAGGUUGAUGAUGGCCAUAUCGAGACCUACGUGAGGGAUUGUAAAGAUCCCUGUAGUCCCUGGUGAGGGCUGCACUUGCUUGUGGAAUAAGAUCUGUUCCGGACAGAUGCUCUCCAGUGGGGAAAAGCACAGCAGCAAUGCUUCUGCCAAGAAUCUCCUUUACGUGCACUGUCCCAUGAGAUGGGCUUCUAGGCCUUUAACUUACUUGCAGUCCCAGCUACAGACCAGCACUUCCCAUCCUGUUUUCCUUGCUCUCAAAUGUUUGCUUUUUGUGAAUGAAACAGUUACCUUUGGCUCCGUGCUGCUUCCCGGUGCUAGAACAGUUGUCACCGUUUUUAGACUACGUCCUGCCCUAUGCAUAUUUACUCGGAAGUAAAGUCCUCUCUUGUUCAGUAAUGAGCAUACCUGGGAUUGUUGUACCCCAACUCCCUUUUGAAUAUAAAUAAAUAAAACUGAACCACCAAGCCCGGUGGUGGCCAUGCUGCUUACCUGCUACCUCAGCAGCAUGUUGUUGUUUCCCCCUCAGCCUUGAAGGAAGACUCCUGGUUCUUUUUCCUGCAGCUGCAAAAGGUGGCCCUGCAGUGGCCAGUAGCAGCACUCUCCUCAGGCUAUCAAGAGCAUGACAGAGCUGUCUUGGCUGCUGCGUUUUUUAAAUAGAGGAGCUGUGCUAACCCUGCAAUCCUCUCCUGAAACUAAGACACACACACACACACACACACGAGAUAAGGUACCUUCUGACUUUUUAGAGAGAACUGUGGUGAUGGAGGAAGCACGCUGCCUGAACCUCAUGGCAAUGGCACUCUUCCCUGUAGUUGCUGCGCGUGUGUGUGGUUUUUCUUUUUUUUUUAAAAAAAAAGAGCAUGGAUGCUGUAAGCAAGAGGGGCUCAUGCCAUUCCUAGCUGUGCCACAAUGAGGCCAAUAUUUUCUGGCUGCUCCUCAGUUAAAUAAAUAGACUAGAGGUGAAAUCACGUCACAUCAAAGCAAAGGGAAUGGCUACAUGUGGACUAGUGUGUGCAUGACAGUGUCACCAUCUGAGACUUUGGAUUUAACUUUCAUGGUACACUUGCUAAAAAGGCUGACACCACUAGGGAUGUGCACAGAACCACGGCGGGGUGGUUCUAAGGCGGCGGGGGUCUCCCUUUAAGAGAGGGGGGCGGGUACACUUCCCCCCCCCGCCAGUGUCAGUUUUUUAAAAAGCCCAUUGGGUCGGAAGCGUGCCUCCCUGCCUCCCCGUUGCACUCGUCUUCCAGAUAUGACUAGAAGUCACCGACUCACAUUGGCGACUUCCGGUCAUAUCUGGAAGACGAGGGCAAUGGAGCGGCAGGGAGGUAUGCUGCAGACCCAAUGGGAUUUUUAAAAAACUGACACUGGGGGCGGGGGGAAGCAGCAGGUGGGGAAAGUGCACCCUCCCCUCGCUUUUAAAGGGAGGCCUCUGCCACCUUUGAACUGGUUCUGUGCACAUCCCUAGACACCACUGCUUCAAAAUAAAAGCUCUCCUUUUCUCUAGUAGUUAAUGAACUAUGAAUGUUUCUGUACUGUUGAGUCAGUAUUAAGAAUGUACUUCUAACAUGUUCUUGAUCACUUUCCAAUUAAAAGAAAAUGGGGAAA